GAGCCCAGGCCACUGCGGCCAGGAUGGGCCGGAAGGUGACCGUGGCCACCUGCGCGCUCAACCAAUGGGCCCUGGACUUCGAGGGCAAUUUGCAGAGGAUUUUAAAGAGUAUUGAAAUUGCCAAACGCAAAGGAGCAAGAUACAGGCUGGGACCAGAACUGGAAAUAUGUGGCUACGGGUGUUGGGAUCAUUACUACGAGUCGGACACCCUCUUGCAUUCGCUCCAAGUCCUGGCUGCCCUUCUGGAAUCUCCGGUCACUCAGGAUAUCAUCUGUGACGUGGGACUGCCUGUCAUGCACCGGAAUGUCCGCUACAACUGCAGGGUGAUAUUUCUCAACAGGAAGAUCCUGCUCAUCAGACCCAAAAUGGCCUUGGCCAACGAAGGCAACUACCGGGAACUGCGCUGGUUCACCCCAUGGUCACGGAACCGGCAGACAGAGGAGUAUUUUCUCCCCCGGAUGAUACAGGACGUGACAAAGCAGGAGACUGUGCCCUUUGGAGACGCAGUACUGGCCACCUGGGACACCUGCAUCGGGAGCGAGAUCUGCGAGGAGCUCUGGACGCCCCACAGCCCACAUGUGGACAUGGGUCUGGACGGCGUGGAGAUCUUCACCAACGCCUCGGGCAGCCACCACGUGCUGCGCAAAGCCCACGCCAGGGUGGAUCUGGUGACCAUGGCCACCACCAAGAACGGGGGGAUCUACCUGCUGGCCAAUCAGAAGGGCUGUGACGGGGACCGGCUCUACUACGAUGGCUGCGCCCUGAUCGCGAUGAACGGCCGCAUUUUCGCGCAGGGGGCCCAGUUCUCCCUGGACGACGUGGAAGUCCUCACCGCGACGUUGGAUUUGGAGGACGUCCGAAGCUACAGGGCGGAGAUUUCAUCUCGCAACCUGGCGGCCAGCAAGGUGAGCCCCUACCCCCGCGUGAAGGUGGACUUCGCCCUCUCGUGCCACGACGACCUGCUGGAGCCGCCGUCAGAGCCCGUCGAGUGGAAGUACCACAGUCCCGCUGAGGAGAUCAGCCUCGGACCUGCGUGCUGGCUCUGGGACUUUCUGAGACGCAGCCGGCAGGCCGGGUUUUUCUUGCCCUUGAGCGGCGGGGUGGACAGCGCGGCCACCGCCUGCCUCGUCUACUCCAUGUGCCACCAGGUCUGCGAGGCCGUGAAGCAUGGAAACCAGGAAGUGCUGGCUGACGUCCGGGUCAUCGUGGACCAGCUCAGCUACACCCCCCAGGACCCCCGGGAGCUCUGCGGGCGUGUGCUGACCACCUGCUACAUGGCCAGUGAGAACUCGUCCCAGGAGACGUGUGACAGAGCCCGGGAGCUGGCCCGGCAAAUCGGAAGCCACCACGUCGGGCUCAACAUCGACCCAGCGGUGAAGGCCGUCAUGGGCAUCUUCAGCCUGGUGACGGGUAAAAGGCCUCUGUUCGCGGUUCACGGAGGAAGCAGCAGGGAGAACCUGGCCCUGCAGAAUGUGCAGGCUCGGCUAAGGAUGGUCGUGGCCUAUCUCUUUGCUCAGCUGAGCCUCUGGGCCCGGGGCGCUCACGGUGGACUGCUGGUGCUUGGAUCGGCCAACGUGGAUGAGAGUCUCCUCGGCUACCUGACCAAGUAUGACUGCUCCAGUGCGGACAUCAACCCCAUCGGUGGCAUCAGCAAGACGGACCUGAAGACCUUCGUCCAGUUCUGCCUGGAGCGCUUCCAGCUCCCUGCCCUGCAGGGCAUCCUGGCAGCACCAGCCACCGCAGAGCUGGAGCCCUUGACCGAUGGACGGGUGUCCCAGACAGAUGAGGGGGACAUGGGCAUGACGUACGCGGAGCUGUCCGUCUACGGCAGGCUCCGGAAGAUCGCCAAGGCUGGGCCCUACAGCAUGUUCUGCAAGCUCGUCACCAUGUGGAGAGACAUGUGUUCCCCGCGGCAGGUGGCCGACGGAGUGAGGCGCUUUUUCUCCAAGUACGCUGCAAACAGACACAAAAUGACCACGCUCACACCCGCAUACCACGCGGAGAGCUACGGCCCCGACGACAACAGGUUCGAUCUGCGGCCGUUUCUGUACCGCGCCGGCUGGCCCUGGCAGUUCCGGUGCAUAGAGGAUGCGGUUCUCCAGCUCGAGAGCAGAGGCCGUCAGGACCUGGAUGGUGUUGACUGA
Odobenus rosmarus divergens (Pacific walrus) is the source of this 2144-nucleotide messenger RNA. RefSeq names its product NAD synthetase 1 (gene NADSYN1). Bases 24 to 2144 code for a protein of 706 amino acids. The record is from RefSeq and is a predicted model, not a curated record. Lineage: Eukaryota; Metazoa; Chordata; Mammalia; Carnivora; Odobenidae. The transcript is spliced from 21 exons. Gene Ontology annotation, biological process: NAD+ biosynthetic process. Gene Ontology annotation, cellular component: cytoplasm. Gene Ontology annotation, molecular function: NAD+ synthase (glutamine-hydrolyzing) activity; glutaminase activity; ATP binding.